Messenger RNA from Mercurialis annua (annual mercury), 711 nucleotides. Its product is annotated as secreted RxLR effector protein 161-like. The coding region runs from base 1 to 711 and encodes 236 amino acids. NCBI's taxonomy places the organism in Eukaryota, Viridiplantae, Streptophyta, Magnoliopsida, Malpighiales, Euphorbiaceae. The transcript has a single exon. The record is from RefSeq and is a predicted model, not a curated record.
AUGGAUAAAGCAAAUCCUUUAAGUACUCAUAUGGUUAAUCGAUCACUGAAUGUUGAAACUGAUCCAUUUCGUCCUUAUGGAGAAAAUGAGGAUAUUCUUGGUCCUGAAGUACCAUAUCUCAGUGCAAUCGGAAAACUUAUGUAUCUUACUAAUUGCAUUUGUCCUGACAUAUCCUUUUCUGUCAAUUUAUUAGCAAGAUUUAGUUCAGCUCCCACGAAGAGACAUUGGAAUGGAAUCAAACAUAUAUUGCGUCAUCUUCGUGGAAGCACUGAUCUUGGUUUAUUUUACUCUAACGAUUCAAAUCUAGAAUUGAUUGGUUAUGCAGAUGCAGGUUAUGUGUCUGAUCCUCAUAAGGUUAAGUCUCAAACUGGAUAUGUAUUUACAAGUGGAGGUACUACAAUUUCUUGGCGGUCACAGAAACAAACAAUUGUAGCCACUUUCUCAAAUCAUGCUGAACUUAUUGCAUUACAUGAAGCAAGUAGGGAAUGUGUGUGGCUCAGAUCAAUAAUACAACACAUUCAAGAAUCUUGUGGUCUUCCAGUCCAUAAAAGUCCAACUGUUCUAUAUGAACUCAUAAAGAAUCAAGAAAUUGACAUCCAAUAUGUUCAAUCAAAUAACAAUUCAUCUUAUCUCUUCACGAAGAAACUUCCUACAGCAAUAUUUAGAAAACAUGUUCAUAAUAUUGGAAUGCGCCAUCUGCGAAAUACAUGA